Helianthus annuus (common sunflower) is the source of this 972-nucleotide messenger RNA. RefSeq lists its product as uncharacterized. The record is from RefSeq and is a predicted model, not a curated record. The coding region runs from base 1 to 972 and encodes 323 amino acids. Lineage: Eukaryota; Viridiplantae; Streptophyta; Magnoliopsida; Asterales; Asteraceae. The transcript has a single exon.
AUGGAUUUCGUAAGUUCUGUUGGGAUGUCUGGUGGUAUCCUAUGUAUUUGGGACCCGAGGAUGUUUGAAGUAUUGUCAGUUGUUAAGAAUAGGUAUUUUUUAUUGUUGGCUGGUAAAUUGAAAGGUAGUGGAAUUGCUCUGAAUGUAGAUAAUGUUUAUGCUCCGCAAUCGGUUAGCGCUAAGCAGGUUGUCUGGAAUGAGUUAUUGGUGGCUAUGGAGGAUUUUACCGGUUUAUGGGUUGUGGGUGGAGAUUUUAAUGCGGUCAGGGAUCCUAGUGAAAGGAGAAAUUCCAGAUUCAACAAUUCGUGUGCUAUGAACUUUAACAAUUUUAUUCUUGAUUCGGGGCUUUUAGAGUAUGACCUAAAAGGAAGAAAAUUUACUUGUAUUAGAGGAAACGGCAAAAAAUUGAGCAAAAUAGACAGGUUCUUGGUGUGUUCGGAGUUUUUUAAUCGAUGGCCGAAUGCUACUUUUAGGGCUCUGCCGGCCAACUAUUCUGACCAUGGCCCUAUUUUGUUAGUGACCCAGUUGAGAAACUUUGGAGCUAAACCUUUUCGAGUUUUUAACUCGUGGUUGGAGAAAGAAGGGUAUAAGGAAGCAGUUGAAAAAUCAUUGGAGGGUUUUGAUUUUGUUGGGCCAUCGGAUAGCUCGUUGAUUCAGAAAAUGGCGACUAUUAGAAAAGGUAUAAAAAGUUGGAGAAUCGAGAUGAAAAAGAAAGAAGGGGAAGCGGUUAAUAGGGCUUUAGAAGAGAUGGAAGAGAUGGAAAGUUUAUUGGAAUCUAGAGAUUUGUCAAAAGAGGAAGAAUGGACAUUUUUGGAAAAUAAAAAGUUGUUGAUGGAAAUAGAGAGAAGUAGUGGCGGAUCCAGAAAUUUUUUUCAAUGGGUUCAGUUUUUUAGAUACCUUAAUAUGAUAGGACCAGAUGUAAAAAAUUCGGGUAUGUCCAAAGGUUCAGGUCGGGUCAAAUUAAUCACAUAA